AUGGCCAUGGAUGCCACGUCAGCAGCACCGAGAGCCAUGAACAGGAGCCGCUCCUCGGUGCACACCCUUUCAUUCUCCGAGUCCUCCUCUUCGCUCGACACCGCCAUUCCCGAGGACUCCAGUGUGCCCCCCAGACGAGUGCUCCAUGAGGCGUCUCACAGGGUGACUCAUGGCAGGGCACCGAGCCACAUCUCCCCAUCCUUCUCCUGUUCCCCCCCCCCCCCUGUGGAAGUGCAGGUGCUGCAGCUGGCAUCGCUGCACAUCUCGUCCAUCCCUGAGCCCCCUGAGCGUUCCCUCCUUGCGAACGCCCUCGCCUCCUCGGGCAACCUGCGGUCAGCACUCUCCGUCCUGGGCGAGAAGGGCCUGAUGGGCGGGCGUGACGUUGCCACACCACCAGCCCCACCAGUCUCCCACCCAUUCUGGCCAGGCCUGCCCCCAGGAGCACUGGGAGCACCAGGGAACAUGUGGAUGGGCGGUGGUGGUGGUAGCAGCAUGCCAGGAGCGGGCAGUGCAGGGGAGGAAGGCAGUGAGGGUGGCAGAGAGCUGCCUCUGGUGGAGGAGUUUUCAGUCCACCUGCACCUGCUGCUCUGCGCUCUCUCAGGCGACCCUGCCACCACCAAAGCUGUUGUGCAAGGCAGCAUUCCUCACGUCUCCAUCAUCCUCUCCCUCCCCAAUCUCCGCCUCCUCCUCUCCAUCCUCUCCUCCCUCACUCCACCCCCAUCGUCCCCGCCCCCCAAGCCAGCACACCAGCCAUCCUCCUCCGCUAUCCUCUUCCCUCCCACCACCUCAUCCUCCCAAACCCCUCCCCACGCUGCCCCCACCAGCAGCAACAACCCUCUGCCUGCCUCAGGGCCCAUAGCUGUCCCACAUCGCGUGGGGCAGCUGCAAGGAGGAACGGGGCGUCAAGGUGCCAGGAGGGGGAUUGCAGGCGAGGCUGGUAGUGGGGGUGGUGUAAGGAGUGGCAGUGGAGGGAUGACAUCUACUCCCUCCUGGUCCGAAAUGCUUCACACCAUUCUGCAGCGCGACGCUGCCAAGGUGCCUCAGCAGCUGCUGGCCUCUCCUGAUCUAGAAAACACCGGGCUUCCUCUUUUGCUACUGCAGCAGCAGCAACAGCAGCAACGUGAGGCUGGAGGGAACGGAAGUGGGGCUACAAGUGAGGGUGGUGGCAGCAGUGGAGAUGGGAACGCAGAGAAAGGACCAGGGGGGAUAAGUCGGGUGCAGUCACGGAGGGUGGCAGUGGCGAGUGGCAUGGAUGUUCUAACAGGCACGCCCAUUUCGGAUGUAGGAGUGUCCGUGGGCAGAAUCACAGUGCGACUGGACAUGAGUGCCUCGUUGACAGAGUCGCAUGGUUCCAGCAACAAGCGCAGCAAGGUUGCACAAGGAAGGGUGUCUGCUAACGCGGGAGCAUCAGGACCCCACGUGAUCACUCUUGAGGCUACUGGCUUGGACGUUCGGUGA
This is a messenger RNA of Closterium sp. Yama58-4, 1458 nucleotides long. NCBI's taxonomy places the organism in Eukaryota, Viridiplantae, Streptophyta, Zygnematophyceae, Desmidiales, Closteriaceae. The record is from the annotation of a GenBank genome assembly.